CCUGAGGCGAUUUCUGGCGAGAAAAGUAACCUUCAGUAAGACCGCUUUCAAUUUCUGGCGAGUAACUAAUGACGUCACGUCAUACUGUAGUAUGCUAGAGUAACCACUAACCAAGUAACAUGCCCUUACCUACCUUCAACCUGGAGUAAGCAAUAGUAAAGUUAACUUUCUAACCUCAAUUUGUGAGGUUGGUUCUUUUAUUUAUGUUUACAUAUUACUUAUAGGUAUAAUGGAUAAUAGUCUAGAAGAUGAUGAUACUUUAGUGGAGGUGAAGUUCUUAAUUAACAAUGAAAUUGUAACAUUUUCGGAUAGUGGGGUGGUUGCAACAGCACUAAAAACAGAUGCCAAUUUUGUGCUAGAGUACAUAUCAAGGGCAAUAGAGGAAGGAUUUUUAGAACAAUUCGGUGUAUGCAAAGGCACUUCAAUUGCCGACAUAGAUAUCUCUCGAAUUUCUGAUGAAACUCCUGAAACUAUUGAAACCGCAGUCGCAGCUGCUGAAACCGACCAAGAAAUCUGGAGCAGUAGAGGGAAACCGACCGACCUUGAUAGGCGUGCUACAGAAUACAUGUUGGAACUAAGGAACUCUGCAAAAUUUCAAACUUUAUUUGCGGACAAAAAAACUGUAAAAAUGUCUAUAUGGGGGAAAAUUGCAGAGCUUCUAGGUAGUGCUGGAUUUCCCCUAAAUCCUAAAGAAGGAGGGAAAAAAUGCUAUCAAAAAUUUCAGAAUUUGACCAAAAUGUACAUAAAUUUUAUAAAACAUGUAAAAACAACAGGAGGUGAAGCACGGGAACCACCACCUCAUUAUGACCUAUUACAUAACAUUUUGGGUGAUAAACACAAAAUAACAUUAGGGCAUAUUAAGGAUUCACUGCAAUUAGCAGAUACUCAAGAUGAAUUAAAUGUAAUCCAUCAACCACAGCCAUGUGCAACAACUUCCCAGCAACCACUCACCCCCACGUCAUCUUCCUCCCGAUCACAGACACCCACAUCAUCUUCCCAUCUACUCGAAUCCUCUACCCCAUUAUCAAGAUCCCAUACACCACACCUAGAUUCUCAUUUCCAAAAUAUACGUAAAUCGGUAAAACCACCCAAAGCAGAUGUCAUACAAACAUUAUUGACGAUGCAUAAGGAAAACAUUGAUAUGCAAACUUCCCAAUUUAAGGUAUUAGAAAACCUCAUGACUACACAGAAUAAAUUGUUAGAGCAGCAAAAUGCCCAUAAAGCCACAAUAGUUUCGUUAUUUGAAUCAAUGGUUAAAAAAACUACAAGAAAAAGAAGAAGACAUUCUAGUGAUAGCGAUGAUGAUGAUUAAAAAAUUGUUUAUAUUUUUAUAUGUAUAUCUAUUCAAGCAAAAUCAGUAUUUAUAAUUUUUUUACAAAGGAAUUAAAGAGUUUGUGAUAUCAAAUCGCGUUUUCUAGCCCCUUCACGAUCUCUACGGCCAAUAUAAGUAUCACAACUAUCAUGUUCACUUGAUGUGACAUCUACUUCAUAUAUAUCACAAGUUAACAAGCAAAAAUUAUGCAGUAUACAACAUGCGGUUAUAAUAUCAAUAGCCUUUUCAAUGGUAUAUACAUUAACAAAAUUUAAAAUCCUCCAACGGCCUUUCAACAUGCCGAAAGUAUUUUCGAUUACAACCCGUGUCACACUAUGUGCGUAGUUGUGUUUCCGUUGCAGCGGCAUAAUUCCAGUGUUCCUAAACCACAACAAUAAAUACCUAUGUGCAAUUAUUUGUAUUUGUGUCUACCUAUACGGAGUUAUUAACCAUGACCUUAAUGGAUAUGCGGAAUCUCCCACCAAGUGGUAUCUACCGUAAAACAGAUUGAAACAGUUAGUUUCACAGAUUUUUCCCAAGUCCGAUUCUCUAAGUAUCUACAAAACUAUUAACAGCAUGAUUGUAGGUUUGCAUAAACUAUCUUACUCGUGCAUCAUGCACAGAUCCUGGAUAACCAACAGAAAUAUUAGUAAAUAAUCUGGAGGAAAUACACACUCCUUGAAGGGUAAUGGAAUGGCAAAACUUGCGAUCCUGAUAACUGUCAUGCUGCUCCUUGGGUAUUUUACAAGUUAUGUGGCAACCGUCAAUAGCACCAAUCACAUCUAGGAACAACAUAUUACGCUGAUUGCUGUGCGGUUUAAAAAUGUCCUUACCUGGAUAAUUACAACGCUGUUGAAAAUCAUUUGCAAUUUGUUCGCAAUCUUCCGCAUUAGGCCACUUAAUAUAAAUAGGCAUAAGAGAGCAGAUAACUUUAAUAAUUUUCAUGGUAAUAUAGAAAGCUUUUGACACGCUAACAUUAAAUCUAUCACUGAUCGACACUAACGUUUCUCCUUUGGCAAGGUACCAGAGAGUGAUUAGGAUUUCUUUCUUUAGAGGUAUUAUUUCAAACCCUCCUCUGUAUUUUUUUACUGUUAAUUCUUUUCCAAUUGCAGUGGUCAAUUUGAAAUAUGUUGACUUUAUCAUUCGAAAAUGAAUAAAAAAAUCGGUAUCAAGAUAGUUUGUUAUCCAUUCCUCAUAACAAA
Molecule: messenger RNA, 2514 nt
Organism: Photinus pyralis (common eastern firefly)
Lineage: Eukaryota; Metazoa; Arthropoda; Insecta; Coleoptera; Lampyridae
Exons: 4
Coding region: 230-1312 (360 amino acids)
Source: RefSeq, a predicted model, not a curated record